Messenger RNA from Botrytis fragariae, 6111 nucleotides. RefSeq names its product putative cytochrome p450 monooxygenase protein. The record is from RefSeq and is a predicted model, not a curated record. The transcript has 9 exons. Gene Ontology annotation, molecular function: 5'-flap endonuclease activity; iron ion binding; monooxygenase activity. NCBI's taxonomy places the organism in Eukaryota, Fungi, Ascomycota, Leotiomycetes, Helotiales, Sclerotiniaceae. The coding region runs from base 1 to 6111 and encodes 2036 amino acids.
AUGGGUAUACUCUUGACCUCACUAUUGCUGAUUCUAGCUUUCACAAUAUGGUAUCUAUCUGCUCUGCCAAGUAAUUAUCGUGCUGCGAAAAAUUCCGGCUUGCCUAUAAAAUUUGGCUUAUGGGGUUCGGCAAAUCCAUUAUGGCUUAUCAUUUGUGCAACUGUCGGUUAUUCGAGUCUAUCAAAAGUUUUGCCUCAAUUCAUCUUCGAUAGGGUUAAGAUAACAAUCCCCGCAUGGGAACAUUAUUGCAAGUAUUUUGUCCAUGAAAAAUGGGGUAAUACAUUUAUUCUUGUUACACCUGGGAAAAACACAGUCUAUGUCGGAGACGCUGAAGUAGCUGAGGAGGCUUUAACAAGAAGAAAAGAUUUUGCCAAAAAUGAAAUUGCUCUCCGGGUAAUGGAUGUGUGGGGGCCAAAUAUAAGUGCUUCAGAAGGAGAAGAUUGGCAAAGACAUCGAAGAAUUGUAGCGCCUGCUUUGAAUGAGCGAAUCAUGAAAGAAGUUUGGAAUGAAUCUCUAACACAAACUCGAGAUAUGGUUUCUACAUUGUCAAAGCCAUCUAUAAACGAUGAAUCAAGCUCAACCAACAUCACAUUCGAAGGCUUGAGGACUAUCACUAUCAAUGUGAUUACAUUCGUUUGCUUUGGCACCCGUCAAUCUUGGGGGGAAGCUGUGAACGCGAAAACACCCCCAGAAGGAUUUGAAACAACAUUCAUAUCGUGUUUAUUGACUAUUGUACACAAUCUAUUUGCUACGGUGUUCAUACCUACGAAAUACUUAACUUUAAAGUACAUGCCGACUGCCGUACAGAAAAUGGGUAUUGCCAAAGCCGAGUUUCCCCUUCACCUGAACCAAAGCAUAGCCAAAGAAAGACGUUCUCCGAGUUCUCAGAAUUCUCUCCUCACUUCCCUGGUGAGAAUUGCCGAUCAGAGUAAGGAUCUUUCACGCUCAAAGACGUCGACUUAUUUAUCAAAUGAAGACGUUACUGGAAAUUUAUUCGCUAUGACCAUCGGAGGAUUCGAUACCACGGCAAAUACCCUCUCGUAUGCUGUCAUGUGUCUAGCACUUUAUCCAGAAUUGCAAAAUUGGAUCAUCGCCGAGAUCGACGAAGUCGAAAAGUUGUAUCCCGACUCCGAGUACUCUACCACCUUUCCUCUUCUUACUCGCUCUCUAGCACUAAUGUACGAAACGCUCCGUCUAUAUACGUUAGUCCCUACUAUAUCCCGCCGAACACCACAAGCACAAACCAUCAAAAACAUCAACUUUUCUCCCGAAACAGAAGUGCUGCUCAACACCACCGUAAUCCACACUUUACCCUCAAUAUGGGGUGCAGAUUCAUUAGAUUACCGGCCCUCGCGCUGGAUCGAAACGUCUCCCACUUCAAAUAAAGAAACUUUUCGAGAACCUCCCAAGGGCACAUUUCUUGCUUGGUCCCAUGGCCCUCGCUAUUGCCCCGGUAUGAAAAUGUCACAAGUUGAAUUUGUCGGCGUACUGUAUGAAAUAUUCCGGAAGUGGAAUGUGGAGAUUGUGAAGAGAGAGGGGGAGACAGAGGAGGAUGCGAGGAGGAGGUUGAUGGAAAUUUUGGAGGAUAGUUCGCCGAAAUUGACGUUGCAGGUUAAUAGGCCGCAGGAUGUGGUUUUCAAAUACCUUUUCGACAAAGCUGAAAUCGGAGAGAACAUCUCAACUGCUGCGUUUGCUGCCCAACAUUUUGAGAGGGAAAGAAGGCCCCUUCGAAUUGCAGUCGAUGUUUCUAUCUGGAAGUUUAAGUGUUAUUUAGAUAAAAAGGAAGUGGAAGCCAUUCGUAAAAAGGUCCCACCUGCGAACCCAAACGAGAAGAACAUUUUCUACAAGAUUUUGAAACUUCUUAAGUUGAAUAUCCAAUUGAUUUUUGUCGCGGACGGCAGUAAUCGACCAAAAGAGAAAUAUGGUGGGCAAUCGCCAUGGUACAAAUAUCUUUCACAGGAUGACAAACUCCUCAAAAAGACAGUGACUUCCCUAGGCGUAACAUGGCAUGAAGCACCCGGUGAAGCCGAGGCUGAGUGUGCGGCUUUGCAAAGCCGUGGGGUGGUUGAUGCCGUCUGGACAGAAGACUCGGAUGCUUUCAUGUUCGGGUGCACAUCUCUAAUACGCUUCUGCCAUGUUAAGAAACCCAAAGUAAAGAGGCCUGGAAACAAUCAAGAUUGGGUCAACGAAUCUGAUGAGACAAGGCGAGAAGUUGACCUCGACAACAUCAUUGUUUAUCGAGCAGAUAAAAUACAAAAACAAUUUCCAGGCUUGACUCGAGAUGGUCUUGUGUUAUUCGCUGUCUUGAAGGGGGGUGAUUACAGCAAAGACGGCAAAAGUCUUACAAACUGUGGCGCUACUCUAGCGUUACAAAUAGCGACUGCGAAGGAAGCUUUUGGCGAAGACCUUUGCAGCGCAUCUCACGCGCGAUUUCCAACUUGGAGAAACAGACUUCGCGAAUAUCUCACAAGCAUCAACAAACGAAUCGACGUACCAGAUAACUUUCCGGACACUCGCAUUGUUGGGCUUUAUAACAAGCCUUUAGUCUCAUCCGAGAGAAUUAUGAGCGAUAUUGGAAAGUUUUGGAACCCCUCUUUUGACGAGAUGGAGUUACAAAGAUUCAUCGCUCCGAUAUUCAAUUUUUGGGUAGCUGAAUACAUCAAGUAUAUCAUACCCAUCCUUCUCGUCCGUUCUCUUGCAUCUACACAGCCAGGGCAAGAAGCGAGUAACAACUGCUAUAAACUUAAUGUCAUUACCAAGAAGAAAUCGCCCGUCCUACAGAAGAAUGUAGAGGUGCUACUAUCUGCGGUAACAUUCAUGGACGUACAAGCUUGGAGACAUGAGUUUACGAAUCAAGGUCGGAGCGGGAAAGUAGCACCAGUCACUGAGAUGGUCAAGUGUGAGGACUUGCUGGCGUGUAUUAUUGAACAUGGGACUAAACAAGCUCUUCCACCAGCUACACCAUCCUCUGAGCGCAAUGAAAUUGUGGUGUCUCCCGAGAUAAUUUCCAAAGGUAAAAAACGUGCUGGGUCGCCAAUAGCUCCGACCAACACUGUUUCUUCGCUGCAUCAACAGCCACCACCAAAGAGGGCUAAAAGUACAUCAGAGCAGAUAUCAGAACCUAGGUCAGUUGCCAAAGCUUCUACAGAAUCUGCAUCCACACACUCUCAAGUUUCACAUCAAGCUCGAAGUAUUUCUUCGUCUACCAAGGAGAAUCCAACACGUAAGUUGCCAGAAUUGGAUAGAAGUCUGAAACACCCUCAACUGAGAGAUACAAACAAGUCUUCGGGUACAACCAUCGACCUCACACUCGAUGACUCCUCGGACGAAGAGAAUCAGACACCCACUGCCAGUGCUCGCAAUCACAUCUUUACCCCAAUCUCAUCACAAAAUUCACAACUAGAUACCAUCCGUGAAGCUCGACUUAGGCAUUUCGGCUCGGAUAUUUCUAAGCCAGCAUCUACACCAGCAGCUCAAAAGCCCAUUCAUAGCGCAUCGUCAAAUGCACACAGAAUCUCCAAAGUCUCACUACUCGCUAACAAACCUCUUCCUCCGGAAAUUGUUAAUCUUGCCGAAUUUGCAACCCAACAUUUCGAGCAAUAUAAAAGACCAUUGAGAAUAGCGGUUGAUGAGGCAACUUGGAGACAUAAAUUAUAUAUUAGUAACAAAGCGAAACUUUGUCAAGAAUAUUCCAAUCUCCAUCUCAACGAACGAAAUCUUAUAUCUGUCGUUCUACGGCUCUUGAAGCUAAACAUCCAGCUGGUUUUCGUAGCAGAUGGUCCUCACAAGCCUGGUGAGAAAUAUGGCGCCAAAGGAUGUGGAGUGUGGAAGUAUAAAAGCGAAGUUUUGCAAGACUGUUUGAGACUUCUAGGAGUGAAGUGGCAUGAGGCGCCUGGGGAGGCAGAAGCGGAAUGUGCGGUGUUGCAGAGGAGAGGGAUGGUGGAUUGCGUUUGGACGGAGGAUGGUGAUGCGUUGAUGUUUGGGUGUGGGGUUUUGAUGAGGUUUUGUUAUAGUGAUGAAGGGGAGGAGAACGGAGAGAAGAAGGAAAGGGGGAAAGGUCAUGGAGGGUGGACAGUGAAGAGGAGUGGGAUGAAAGAUUUGGAUAAGGUGGUGCUUUAUAGAGCGAGUAUUAUUCAAAGUAAACAUCCGGGGUUUGAUAGAGAGGGUUGGUUACUUUUUGUGUUGUUGAGGGGAGGGGACUAUGGGAAGGGAUUGCAUGGUUGUGGAGUAUGGAAGGCAAGUAAGGCUGUUGAAUUGGGAUUUGCAAAGGAACUUUUUGAGGUGAUGAAAACAUCAGAGGAUCUUGAGAUUUGGAGAACUAAAUUGCGGAAACAUUUUGUGGGUUCGAAUACAGGAGUUAGUGUUCCUUGGAAUUUUCCGGAUGAAAGAAUUUUAGGUCUCUAUAAGUCACCUGGUAUUUCUUCCGUUGAGAGACUGGAAAAACUGGAGGAGAAUGUAUGGAGUGGGAGGAUUGAUGAGAGGAAACUACAACCCUUUUUGUUGGAAAAGUUUGAUUGGGGGAUCAAUAAAUAUCUCGACUACAUCGUCCCAAUCAUCCUCACACGGUCUCUAGCUUCCUUUGACCGGAAUGGAGAAUCGAACAUUGACGAGUAUAAUCUCAUAUAUAUGGAGUCUGGAUCAACAUGUAAUGUGUGGUUUUCAUUAUACGCCGUCACAUCUCUUGGAAAGGAGUGGGUGGACAGGUGCGUUGAGGAUUUAAACAAAAAGCGUCCGAAGAGAUGGAAACGCUAUGAAAUACCAUGGGGAGAUGGACCGAUGGGUGAGGGUAAGGGAUUAUUGACAUGUGUUGUCAAGCAUGCAAUGGAACCAGAGAUUUCUCUGGUAUCUGAUGCUAAGACUGAACUCGAACAGUCUAUUCUCAAAAACAGAAGACGAUCUUUUUCACCACAUAGAAUGGUUCUUGAAGACCGGACACGAAUAAAGAAACCUCGAAUUUCGAUUUCGCCUCCACCAACACGAAAACCUCAAGAUCGAUUCGCGGUAACGAAAGAAGAGAUAUCGUUUGAUGUUUCUUUGUAUGAAGAUUCAGACGAUGAUUUAUUUGUUGAAUCUAUAGAAAAAGGCUCAAAGCCUUCGAGCCUACCACAGUUUAGCUCACGAUCGAUUAUUCUCGACGAUGAGGAAAGGCAGCAGGGUUAUAAUGCAAGUACCGAGAUGAAAUCAAAUUCAUCCAAACCUCUCAAGUCAACUGGAAGCCCUGUCUACAGGGUCAUAUCACCAUCACACACGAGAUAUAAAUCUCAAUCAGCUCACAACUCUUCCACAAAUCUUCUCUCCGGCUCCAAACACAACGCUACACCUCUUCUCUCGGCAACCCAAUCCAUCCCCAUAGAUGAAGAAUAUACAAACACAUUCCACAUCGCCAUGGACGAACCCCUAGACUCAGACUUAGACUCUGAAUUUGAAUUUCCAGACAGUUCAUUUCCUCAAAUCAAAAUCCCACCACCUCAUCCAAUCGACUACCAAACCUCUCACUCCCACUCCCACAUCAUCCCCAAUUCGCAACCGACCCUCAGCCCCCUCAACCCCCUUCCCACGCGCUACUCAUCCACCAACAACCUCGCCACCAAUCUCGAAAACGACUCCACAAACGACACAUUCACAAUCGCCAUGGACGAACCCCUCGAAUUCGAUCUCGAUUCCGAAACCGAGCCUCCGCACAUCGCACCCCGCACUUCCUCAAUCCCAGUUCCGCACCCCAACACAGCGUGCCCAAACCUCUUGGAUCCCAACCCCAACAGCAAUAAAUGGAUCUCUCCACCCCAUCCUCAUCCUCAUCCAAAUCCCAACAUCCUUCUCUAUCCUUCCCAUCCCACAGGUCCUUAUCAAGAACUCGACAUUUCGUCUUUUUUCUCUUCUUCGCUAUCGCAAUCACAAUCUCACCCUCAAACCCAACCUCCCCUCCCUUCCAACUAUACACCUACCCCGAAGACAUCAAAAAUUGAUUCUCAAUCUCAAUCACAAUCACAAUCUCAAAUGUAUACCAACAUCGAUACCAAUAUCGAAACAGGAACAGAACCAGAACCAGAAAUCGAUUUGUCCGGAUUUUUCUCUUCUUCCGGUUCUUCGCUGGGGGAUCUGAUUUUUUAA